Messenger RNA from Spirodela intermedia, 8273 nucleotides. The record is from the annotation of a GenBank genome assembly. Lineage: Eukaryota; Viridiplantae; Streptophyta; Magnoliopsida; Alismatales; Araceae.
AUGCCCACGACAGAAUUCCCUCCGUUGGUGAGGGCGGCUCCCGCCGUCGAUGCCAUCUUCUCCGACUCCGACGCCAGCAGCAGCGGCGGAGAGGAGCCGGCGGAGCGGUUGGCGGUGGCUGAGGACAGCGUGUUCUCCGCCUACCUCCAGGCCUCCGGGGCCUCAUCGGGCCAGGACCUCGCCAAGAUUCGCUCCUUCCUGGGCUCCUCCCGUAAGAGCUCUUUCGUCGCGUGCCUCAUCUGCCUCGAGCGGAUCCGGCCUUCUGAUCCCGCCUGGUCGUGCUCUUCUGGAUGCUACGAUCUCUUCCAUCUCAUCUGCAUCCAGUCUUGGGCGCGCCAGUGCUCGUCCCUUCCACCAUCCUCUUCCAGGCCGUCGCUCCCCUCGUCCACAGAUUGGCACUGCCCCAAGUGUAGGUUGAACUACCCGCAGAACCUGAUCCCCCGGAUCUAUUACUGCUACUGCGGCAAGGUUGAGAACCCGCCGCCCGAUCCAUGGAUCGUCCCGCAUUCAUGCGGCGAGAUUUGCGGGCGUUCCCUCCGAGGGGACUGUGGCCACCAUUGCCUCCUCCUCUGCCACCCGGGCCCCUGCCCUCCCUGUCCGAAGCUCGUCACUACCCGGUGCUUCUGCGGAUUCACCAAAGACGUCCGGCGAUGUGCCCUUAAGGAAUUCUCUUGCAACAGACCCUGUGGCAAGCUCUUAGGAUGCAAAACUCACCGCUGCACAGAGAAGUGCCACGAGGGCCCCUGCCCACCAUGCCGGGUGAAGGGGACGUAUCGUUGCCUUUGCGGGAGGGAGGAGGCGGAGAGAGAGUGCUGCGAGCGUCUGUUCCAGUGCGAGAAGCCAUGUGGCGGGUUUCUCAUCUGCGGGAAACAUGCUUGUACCCGGGGUUGCCAUGCCGGACCUUGUGGGGACUGCCCAUUGCAGGGUAAGAGGACAUGUCCAUGUGGAAAAAGGUAUCACGAGGGAGUAGCCUGUGAUGCCAUCGUUCCUGCUUGCGGGUCAACCUGCGAGAAGUUCCUUUCCUGUAACAUCCACCGGUGCCCAGAAAGAUGCCACCAGGGGCCAUGCGUGGAGAGUUGCAGGAAUGUUCUUGUCAAGUUUUGCCGCUGUGGGGGAUUGAGAAAGGAGGUAAGCCUCUGACACCUAAAUGCUGGCGUUGACGUACUGAAGUUAUUUCCCCGCAUGAUAUACGUUCCCAAAAUGGCAUAUUAUCAGUUGAACAGAAGGUGUUUUGCUAUGGACUCAAUCUAGGUUCCCUGCUUUCAAGAUUUGAUUUGUGAACGAAAAUGCCAGAAGUUGCGAGACUGCGGGCGUCAUGCAUGUAAGCGCCGCUGCUGUGAUGGAAACUGCCUACCCUGCCCAGAGGUGUAGACUACAUUCUUUUCCUAUUUUUCCUUCUUGUGUACAGGCCGUCUUCUAUAAUAACUCGUGAUUCAGAUCUGUGGCAGGAAGCUUCGAUGUGACAAUCAUAAAUGCCCUUCUCCAUGCCACAGGCACGUAAUCCACCAGAAUGCCUUCUUCUUCCUUAGGCAUGGGCGUGAAGUAUCUUAGUUCACUUUUCUGUUAAAUUAUUUCAUGAAGAAGUUCCGUUAUGAAACUUGCAUCACCUUCCUCUUUGUUUCAUCUUCAAUCUGUGUCACAUAGAGAGGACAGAUUUGGUACUCAAGAAUCUAGAUAAUUGCCUUGUUAGUUACAUUUAGCCUAAUAUAUGUAACGCAAUUGUUUUAAUGUAUAAUAAGAAAAGAAAAAAAGCUCAAUUAUUUCAUAUUUCUCUGAUUCUAUAUGAAAAGGCAUCAAACCUGAAAUGAAACUAUACGACAUGACUGGGUUAAUACUUGUUAUUGUUUUGGCCUUGAAUUAUCCCGAAUGUUGUUUUCCAUCUUCUUUAACUUCUCAGGGUGACGGAGGGAAUCAUAGUUUGUAUUUUAGGGAAGAAACAAAGAUCACAUAUCCCAGCCUUCAAUGUCAGAUCUGUUUGGACAGUUCCUACAUUCCUCUAAUAUGUAAUCCCACUCCGUUCAGUGCAUGUUAUCUAUUCAUUGAUCUCACACUCUCCAUUAGAAUGCUUCCUGUAAUGGCAAUCUAUUUAUCUUUGCUUGGUUUGGCAUAAUUGUCAUCCUUCUUUGUCCAUUUGAUUACAAACUGUGGUCGAGUCCUUGCCCGUUAGACCAGCGUUCUGUAUAAUAUUAUACUGAUUAUAGGAAGGCUCUUCCAGAUUUAAAUAUCAUUUUUCUUGGUGCCAUCAUGUUCCAUACGACAAGGAGCUGUUCAGGGAAAGAGCAUCCUAUCCUCUCCAUUUUUUCAAGGAUUACCCACAUUAGCAACAGCUAUUGUGAAAGUUCAUCUAUCCCACCAAGUCCCCUUUGGCGAGUCUCUUCAAACGUGAGAGCGCUUCUCAGGGUAAUAUAAUGUGGUCAGUUUUUUUUAAUAAGCAUUAAGACAUAGCCAAGUUGCAACACAUUCUUUCCUUCCUGAACAUCUUUACCUAAUGGACAAGAAUGAAUGCUCACAUCUUGAUUGAUAAGAAUGCUUCAUCUGCUGUCGAUGCUGCCACAGACACAGAUGGAAAGCAAGGAUAGAAAGGCUGAGUUAAAAAUCCUAAAAACAUACAAAUUAAAUGAAUAAAAGUGUCUUUUUAGUUGACUCGGUAUGCAUCUGUACAACAAACAGGAAUCUAGCAGAUCGCUUUGGACAGAAGAUUUCUGUCUUUAGCAGAUCAAUUAUACACCGAUGUCAAUCACCUCUAUAUGUUUGAUCACUCAUGUCAAUGCAUUUCUCUACAGUCGUGUUGAGCAUAACUACAUAAGUCUAUACAAGCCAACAGUGGAUCCAAUAUUUCUUCGGUCCUAGAGAUCCUACCAUUUAUUUCCUUUACAGCUUCUAGCCUAGAACCUGCAAUAGGACCCUCGUGCAGAUAGAUCUGUAGAAGCGACUGUUAGAUCAUUGACUGCCAUUCCAAUGUUGUAUCAACAUUACCUGCUUAAUGUCACCCCUUUGACCAAUGUUCAUUUUCACAUUUUUCCGCUUCCAUCUAUUAGGUAACACCUCUCCAUAUAAGACAUGGUGAGGUUUGAGAACACUCCAUUGUCCUUCUGUAACAUCGUCCCGUCCAUAACAGUUCAUGUAUCAGUAUUCCUUGUCAGUUUAAUUUUAUAUGGAUGAAGAAAUCACAUGGCAUGCGCACAUGUCCGUGUACACGCAAAUUUUAUUGGUAUCCUGCAUCAAUAUUUUCUGAUGAGCGAAAUAUUAAUAUUUACUUACUCCUACUGCAACAAGAAAAGAUGCUCUAAAUGUGAUGGAAAUAAGCUCCCGUCCCCAGAAUUGCUUACGACAGUACCAUUUAUUGUAGUCCCGUGUUAACACAACACUUUCUUUAUCUGUUCUUAACCUUUAUUCUUUAAUGUCUUCUACACAUAUUAUAGGUACUUCGCUUGUAAGCGAACUUCAGUUUCAUUCUGAAUGAGUCUUUAUUUGAUUUGUAAUCAAGAAGUAUGUAUUUCUCAGGGGUAUUUGUUCUCCUUGCCCUCUGAUGGUUUCCAUUUCGUGUGCAUGCGGAGAAACACACUUUGAGGUAUGGUUUUUUGAUGUACUUCAUUUUAUUCAAAAAAUAUUUAUGACUUUCCAUUGUGUCGCUUUGAAUUGGCUGAAGAAAUCAAUUCACAUUUUUUUUAUCAAUCGCUCAGUUAAGGCAUUUCUGAGUGAAGAAUUCAGAAUUUUUUUUACUGAUAUUAUAAAGGCUUGUUUAAAUCAGGAUUUUUUUGGGUGAGAGAAGGACCCCACCCAUUGACUUGCAAGGAUUUAAUAGUUUAAUAAACACAACUUCUCCCUUCCGUCUUCCUGUGGGGGAGUAUUCUUCUAGUUGAUGUUAUAUCAACUUUGGUUGCAUUGCGUAACCUUUCAUUUCCUCAAUUUAACAUCUCUUUUCUGAAACUUGCGGUUCACCUCUCUGGCUUGAAGAAGAAAAUAAUGAGAAUAAUGUGAAAAAGUUAAGAAGAAUAAGAAAUAUUUGCCUGGAAAUCGUAAGAGCGUUAGCAUCACUAAGGCUCUCCUAUAUUGAUUUUAAGGCUUCAAGCUCUAAUGACCUCAACAAGCAUGCGCUGGUACCAACCUAGGUCGUAUUUGAACUUUUUUUUUCUUUACUUAUCAUUGGUUAUCUUGGUUUCUCAAAGUCAUCUAGUUUGACCAGUUGUUUCAGGCAUAAUCUUAUACCAUAUAUUACAAAAUUGUUGUUUAUUUAGAGAAUGACAAAUUAUCGUUUGAUAUCUUGUUUCAAUGGUAUUUUUAGUCGUAUAAUGCAUUUAUUUCUAGGUUAUUUUACACUCCCGUGCAUGUCAUUCUAAAGUUUCUGAAUGAAUGUCAAGCUAGGUUCCUUGUGGAACAGAAAGAGAACAGAGGCCCCCCAGGUGUCCGAAACCGUGCGAUGCCACUCGUCUGUGUAGACAUAGUUCUACAGUCAAGGUGCACUUUUCUCCUCUCCAUAAAUUUAUAUAAAGAAAAUAUUCAGUCAUAACCAUAUAGAUAUUGUACAUUCUCUAUUCUUUUCUCGGUCGAGCAUAUUGGUCAUCAACAAAACGUUGUCUUGUAUCAAGAUGCUUAACUCUCUUAUUUUGAUUCUUUUGUGCUUUCUGUGCUUUUAAAAUUUAUGUGCUUCCAUUCCCUGUAAUGGUGUAUGUAGUAAUGACGCCCCACUCAAGCUCCCUGGCCCAGGAGGCAUCAUUUGAGCAGAUUGGACAAAGAAGGGGCACAUGUUGUUCAGGCUCAUGUUCAUCAAUGAGAGCAUGCAAAUCCGCCUGAUUCAUGAUCUGACAAGAAGUAUCCAGAAAUAUAUGACCCAUCUCAGAUAUCUGGGAUAUUAAUGAUGAUAUCUCGUCCUUCCCAUAGAAAGAGAUCGAUGCACCCAUCUUUGGUGGGAGUCAGUCCCAUUGACCUCACAGAGCCUAGCCUCACAGAGUAAGACACUUGAGGAUCUGUGAUCUUCCUCUGCGAAUCUCCUCCUUUGAGUGACACUCAAUUCUCUCUCACAGGAACAUCUGGCUUCCCACUGCUGCCUUAUGCGUUGGAACCUUUUCUUCCUGGAGACAUCCUCGUAGUCUAUUUUUUACCCUCCUUCCUUUGACUCUCGGGGGGUAGGAUAGAUCGUCCGGGCCAUUCAAUUUCGGCACAUAGCCAACAACCUGGUCAGUCAUUGAGACAGAUCCAUUCGAGUCAAAGAUGCUUUGUAGAUCUCUUGCCUUCUUGUCCCCUAUUUGGCGUUGAUGUACUAGAUCCAUUACAGAUCAAGGUGCCCUUUGCAUUUGCCAGAUGUUACUCCAUACAAUCCUCCAUUCUCCCGCCCCGCAGCCCCAUAGAAAAGUUUGCUUUAUUGACCUUCAGUUUUUACUAUUGUUUUAUCCACGGAUUGAAGCCUAGGAACCACCAAUGUUCAAUACUUAUUUACUCAUAUGGCUUCUUUUUUUUCUUGUUUGAUUGAUCAGUUAUAUGUCCACCCGUCAAAUAAUAUCCUCCCCCCCUGUUUUCUCUACAGCCACACAGAUGCCACUAUGGAGCAUGCCCACCUUGUCGAAUGAUUUGUGAGGAGAAACUGUCAUGCGGGCAUACAUGUAAACUAAGGUUCGUUUUCAAAGUCAGCUCCACACCUCAUGUGAGGCAACCUUUUACUUUAGAUGUUCAUGCAUUCCUGUAGCUUGAUCAAGGGAUUCUAUCUGCUUCAAGGUGUCAUGGACCAGUGCCACCCCCCAAGCAGGAUUUUUCAUUAAGAGCCAGGAAGAAGAAGCAGGGAAAACCAGCCCAGACUACUCCCGGGUCAGCAUGCCCUCCUUGCCAGGAAGUCGUCUUGAGAUCUUGCCUUGGAAAGCACAUUGGGGAAGACAGAGCUGUAUGUACAUCGGCUGUCCCUCCUGAGCUAAGCUGCUAGGAUUAUCAAACACUCGAAGAUUUUUUUUAUUUUUUUAAUCCAUUCCGUCUACAUGUGGCAUUCCGUCAAAGCUAAAUAUUCUGUCUUCUAUUCAGAUGCUCUGCUCCAGUCAAGUGAGAUUUUCUUGUCAAAACCUGUGUGGAAAUGCUCUGGACUGCGGAAACCAUUACUGCACAAAGUCUUGUCAUGCUUUGAAGCCCAGUCUCCCAUCAGCAGCCAUAGACAUAGGUGGAGCACAAGCGGCUGAUGAUGUCCCCCUUGGGCUCACCGAGCCAUGUGAGCAGUGUCGUCUUCCUUGUCAAAAGGUCAGCUUUUCUCAUUUGAUAGCUCAUUCAUCGUUCCCCACUCUCCUGUUCUCAUUGACCUCUCAGGAAAGAAAGGACUUUUUCUUCAAUCUCUGUCUAGGAGAGAAGCCCUGCUUGCCCACAUCCAUGCCCUCGACCAUGCCACCCCAACGACUGUCCUCCUUGCAAAGUACUCGUCAAAAGAUCGUGCCAUUGCAGUUCCCUGGUUCAUGUUUUUGAGUGCAUAUACUACAACAGUCUGUCUGCUGACGAACAGCAAAGGAUCCGCUCAUGUGGUGGCCCCUGCCACAGGUAAAAGUAACUUUGACCCUUUUUGCACUGCAUCAUCACAAUUGCUUCAUCUGAUGAGUUCUCUAGGAUCACUGCUUAUGCGGGCCAAUCAGUAUAUUCCUUUAACCAGUGGGCGUUUUCCGGUUCAAAUCCCGAGUUAAAUCCAUUGGUGUGAACAAAAGAAAAUGCAUAAACUUUAUUGGUGUAUUUUCUCUUGGCUUUUCAUGACUACAUGAUAUAUAUAUAUGUGUGUGUGUGUGUGUGUGUGUGUGUAUAUAUAUUUAUAUAUUGAACUUAGAAAUAUAUUAUAUUUCUUUCUCCAUUGAAGUUUAAAUGUUGAGUUAAAUCCAUUAGUAUGAACAAAAGAAAAUGCAUAAACUUCAUUGGUAUAUUUUCUCUUGGCUUUUCAUAACUGCAUGAUAUAUAUAUAUAUAUAUAUAUAUAUAUAUAUAUAUAUACAUACAUACAUAUAUGUGUGUAUGUGUAUGUAUAUAUGUCGAACUUAGAAAUAACUUAGUAUUUCUUUCUCCAUUGAAGUUUGCCUCUUGCUUUUCUCUAGUAGUCGUCGAAGUUUGCUGGAGACUAAAGUCUCUGGCAAUGAUUUAUGCAGGAAGCUGCCAAACUGUCCCCAUUUAUGCUCAGAGAUAUGCCAUCCUGGGACAUGCCCAUCCAUCGACAACUGUCUCAAGAAGGUACCUUUCUUUCUGUACUUCAUUGAUCUUGCUGUUACAUGAUUUUCCUUCUCAAUGUUCUUCUAUGAUUCCCAUACGAAAAGAAAACCCAAUUCCUGUGGGACCUCACCCUGGUCCCCCUUCUUGAGAAAACCCCAAAUUAUUCUGCGGCCAUGAAUGUUGUUGAAUGAAGAAGGCUUCUGGAGUUGACUUUUCUGUUUGAAGGCACCGUACUUCGGCUGUACUUGAUUAUGACGUUUUUAAUGAUGUUACCCUCUCCACUUUUAGUGUGAAAAGUCGAAAAUAAAAUAUUUCAUCAUCUUUGACUUUUUUCAUUAACAAAUUUCACAGGCAACGGUUCGCUGUGCAUGCGGAAACCUGAGAGAGGAGUGGGUAUGCCGAACUGUUCAAGACGCUCUCCGUGGCUCUGGUCAAGACCCAAAAGAUGUUCCAAGAAGUCAAUUCGGGCUGAGGAUUCUCCAAUGCAAUUCAGAUUGUGCGAGCAAAGUCAAGACCAUCGAGCCCGAGCUGCUGCCCCGUAGAUCAAAAAUGGCUGAGGUAAUGCUCAUACCCUAUCGUGAGAACAUUUCCAUCUUUGACAUCAUCAGCUGCGUCCAUUCAUGGAGUUGACCGCCUGUUGAAAUCUCCGAUCCUUCUUUUUAUUCUGGUUCAGCAUCUAGAAAUAACCCGAUCGGGUUGACCGUGAGAUGUUUAGCAUGAUGGAAGGUGAUUAAUUUGAGAUAAAACCCCCUUAUUUGCACAGAGCUCGGCAGCAGGCGAGGACCACGUGCGAAAGCGCAGAAAACGACCCGAACGGGUCAAAGUAGACCCCCGGACCUCGAGAUCUCACGUGGGUUUUACUAGUAUCCUAAUUUUAUCUAAUUUCUGAACUGGGCGAGAGUAUCUAUCGUCCACGGCAUGAUAAAAGUCAACGCCCUGCGCUUGCAGGUCAUCAAGGCGGCCCUGUGGAAGUGUCUGCUGCUGGUGCUGGCCCUGGCUCUGACCCUCGCAGCCAUAUACUACGGUUACAAGGGCCUGUUCCGCCUCUCCGACUGGAUGGACGAGAUCGAUUCAAGGCACCAGCGGAGGAGGGUGGGUCAUCCGAAGGUCUGA